AUGUCGACCCCCACAAUGGGACGGUUCCGGACUCAUGUCCCACCCUUGGACAGCCCGUCCAAGCAACUGAUGCUAGACCUUGUCCGCGAGCUUGAGCAAGUCAAAAUCUUUGACGCCGACCUGAAAAAGGUCCACCAGUAUGAGCGCAAGACAUACUACGAAAACCUCGACCGGAUCGACCGCGAGCGUGAAGCAGUCCACACAGCCGCUCUCGACCAAGCCGCUGCCUUUCACGACCGAGUCCGCGAGGAAGCGGAGACAACCUUGAAGGACCACCUCCUCGCCGAGGAGGAAGAGCGAAUUCGGAAGGAAGAGGCGAUCCGCAAGGAACAAGAGCGAAUUGAACAGGAGAAGGCUGAAAAAGCACGCCGCGAACGAGAAGCAGCCGCGCGCGUUGAGGCUGAACGCCAAGCCAAGGAGCAGGCCGAGAAGAAGGCCCAGGAGGAGGCGGCCCAGAAAGCCGCGGCCCUUGAGACCGAACGCAAAGCUGCGAUCGAGGAGAAGCUCCGCAAAGAACGUGAGCAGGCUGACGCCCAGAAGCGCAAGCAGAAUGAGGAGGCUCGGAAGGCGCAGGAAGAAGCCGACCAAAAGGCCCAAAGCCAACAGCAGCAGAAACUCGGCGCUGCAAACCUUUCGACUGAAGAAAUCCGAGUACAGCAACGUUACAUGGAGCUACACAAGACCCUUAAGGAGAUGCGUAAAUGGCUGAAGGAAAUUGGCCAAGGCCAGCCUGACCUCAAGGCGACUAUGGGCAAUUUACGGCGUUCGAUCAAGAAAUCUGUUGGCCAGCUUCGAUCUGGAACUGGUGCGAACAAGCAGCAGAUCGUUCACCUCAAAGCCGAGCUUGAAAAGGCUCUCGCCUACCCAGAGCCGACAGUCGACAUACGAAAAUUCAUCGCAUUCCCACCUGAGGAGAUUGCAAACUCAGAGAACAAGGUACCAGCAAUGCUUAUCUACGGAUUAAACAUUCUUGCGAAGAGCUUGAUAUCCUCUCUUCUGGCAGAGGCCUCCAUCAAGCAAUCUCACGCUGAGCCGAUCGGCAUCAUUGCCGCUCAAAUCUUCUCCUUCGAUAUGUUCACAUACAAAGGACUGCACAUGUCCGACAUCAUGUGGGCCAAGUACCGUGUUGUCUGCCCAGCGCUGUGGGGAUUCACAGGCAAUGAUAAGACGGAGGGCGGACGUCGCGUCCUGGGUUGGUGGCGGUCCGCAGACACUGGUUCCUGGGUAUCUGAACAAGUCCACAUGGACCGGAUGACCGCGCUCGGCGCGGGAUAUGCCGCUAUGACUCUUCGCAACUUUGCGAAAUCCCCGCGUCGCAACCCUUUUCCCAACACAAUGUUCUGGGCAUCCAUCCACAAGAUUUUAGCAAUCCCGCCUUCGGAGUUGCAGGAGACGCAGAUUGCCCUCCUGGCAGCGCUCCUUCGAUCGUCGGGCGAGAGAAUUUUGGGCUUCUUCGGCCAGUACGGACUGGCCAUGAUGCAUUACGUUAUUGUUGAUCUACCCCGCAAGACCGGGAGAGAGACAAUGGCUGUGACCCAGUUGAGCACCCUCAAGGAGCUCUAUCUGAAGGAGAAGAAUUUCGCGUUGUGA
Molecule: messenger RNA, 1590 nt
Organism: Penicillium mononematosum
Lineage: Eukaryota; Fungi; Ascomycota; Eurotiomycetes; Eurotiales; Aspergillaceae
Product: putative RNA export mediator Gle1
Exons: 2
Coding region: 1-1590 (529 amino acids)
Biological process (GO): regulation of translational initiation; poly(A)+ mRNA export from nucleus; regulation of translational termination
Cellular component (GO): nuclear pore cytoplasmic filaments; nuclear pore; cytoplasm
Molecular function (GO): phospholipid binding; translation initiation factor binding; inositol hexakisphosphate binding
Source: RefSeq, a predicted model, not a curated record